Molecule: messenger RNA, 969 nt
Organism: Triticum urartu
Lineage: Eukaryota; Viridiplantae; Streptophyta; Magnoliopsida; Poales; Poaceae
Biological process (GO): brassinosteroid mediated signaling pathway; DNA-templated transcription
Molecular function (GO): DNA-binding transcription factor activity
Source: RefSeq, a predicted model, not a curated record
GCCAGCAGGAGCCAAUGGAAGGAGUGGCCAAGUCGGUGGUGGCGCCAAUGGAGGUGGCCGCUGGAGCUGUGGGGGAGGAGGCCAUGGCGGUGGCGGUGGCGGCGGGGAGGAGGGGUUGCAUCCGGUCGACGCGGGGCCCGUGGACGGUGCGGCGGCAGGCGCGGGGCGGCGCGGUGAAGACGUCGCUCCGGCACCCGACGCCGCGGGAGCGGGAGAACAACCGGCAGCGGGAGCGGCGCCGGCGGCAGGUGGCCACCAGGAUCUACGCCGGCCUGCGCGCCAAUGCCGGGUACGCGCUGCCCAAGCAUGCCGACCAGAACGACGUGCUCCGGGCGCUCUGCGCCGAGGCGGGCUACCUCGUCGACGACGAAGGCAACGUCACGCGGUGCCACGAGCGUUCCUCGGGCGCCGGCACUGGCGGCGGCGCAAGCUGCAGCUCCGGCCAUCUGCAGCCGUCCUCGCACAGCCACAGCGUGGCGACGGAGGCAACAGCCGGGGGCAUCCACCAGGCGCUGCUUGAGCCGGAGGCGGAGCCGAAGCACAAGAUAUCCCUCGAGCUGACACUCUCCUUCUCCUACAUGUAGCCACUUAUAGAUCGAUCACCCUUUGCCUUACUAAUUAACCAGUGCUACCACCAGUAGGUUCGACAACAUUAGCAGUGCCCGAAUCCCCCUUUUGUGGAGAACUAGUUUUUCUUAAGCGUAAAAUCUGUUAUAACCGCCUAAAACAACCCCGUAGAGCAAGAGAACAACGGGACCCAUACCAUGGAUCACCCUCCUUCUGACUUCUAUAGCCCGCAUACGUUCGAGAGAAACAUGGCACUGGAAUGGAUGAAAUCUACGGUGAAACUCUGAAAAAUUUAACGGAGUUGCUAAUUUUAAGCCGGAUGAAAUCAAUUGGCGUUCAUUCGUUUUUUCUGUCCGUCAGAUCGCUGGGUUGCGAUUCGUGCUGUUUUUUUGAGCUUUGGAU